AUGAUUACACCCUCGGUCUACGAGAGCCCCCAGGCGGUCAAACAUACGACAGUCACCAAGUACGAAGAAUUUGCCAAGGACAAAUUCCUCGUCGCGACCUCCACUAUUUUAAAAAGCUUAACAAUUAAGCUCGGAAUGAUGUUAUUAGGUCAGUAUGAUCAGGUGUGGUUUGUCCUUAUAGAAUCCGAAAAGGAGCGCGUCGUUGAAAUUGACAUUCUGACGGAUGACUCAUCUAUAUAG
This is a messenger RNA of Penicillium canescens, 240 nucleotides long. RefSeq lists its product as uncharacterized. Lineage: Eukaryota; Fungi; Ascomycota; Eurotiomycetes; Eurotiales; Aspergillaceae. The transcript has a single exon. Bases 1 to 240 code for a protein of 79 amino acids. The record is from RefSeq and is a predicted model, not a curated record.